CACUAGUUGUCUUGCAAUAAUCCUAGGAAGAGCAAUAUGGGUCAAUCCAGUUUUCUAAUGACUUUAUUCACACUUUCUCUGGGUGUUAUUGUGUUCUCGGGCAGCGUCUCUGCUCAACUCAAACAGAAUUACUACGCAAACAUCUGCCCCGACGUCGAGAACAUUGUUCGACAAGCCGUCACCGCGAAAUUCAAACAGACCUUUGUUACUGUUCCCGCAACUCUCCGUCUCUACUUUCAUGAUUGCUUUGUUUCGGGUUGUGAUGCAUCCGUGAUAAUCGCGUCGACUCCGGGGAAUACAGCCGAAAAGGAUCAUCCGGACAAUUUAUCCCUGGCUGGCGACGGGUUCGACACCGUGAUUAAAGCUAAAGCAGCGGUGGACGCUGUCCCGAGGUGUAGAAACAAGGUGUCCUGUGCGGAUAUUCUUGCAUUGGCCACCCGCGAUGUCAUUAACCUGGCUGGCGGGCCUUCAUAUCCAGUGGAACUGGGGAGACUGGAUGGAUUGAAGUCGACAGCGGCAAGUGUAAAUGGGAAUCUGCCUCAGCCAACCUUCAAUUUGGAUCAGCUGAACAAAAUGUUUGCUUCAAGAGGCCUAUCUCAGGCUGACAUGAUUGCUCUCUCAGCGGGCCACACUUUGGGUUUCUCCCAUUGCAGCAAAUUUUCGAACAGGAUAUACAAUUUCAGCCGCCAGAACCCGGUGGAUCCGACCCUAAAUAAGCAGUACGCGACCCAACUGCAGGGAAUGUGCCCAAUAAAUGUGGAUCCGAGAAUAGCCAUCGAUAUGGACCCGACCACGCCCAGGAAAUUCGACAACGCAUACUUCAAGAAUCUCGUCCAAGGCAAGGGCUUGUUCACCUCGGACCAAGUUCUCUUUACGGACACAAGAUCCAGAAACACUGUUAAUACAUGGGCCUCCAACCCGCAAGCCUUUAAUGCUGCCUUCAUCCAGGCCAUCACUAAGUUAGGCCGGGUCGGAGUCAAGACCGCAAGAAAUGGAAAUAUCCGUUUUGACUGCGGGAGAUUUAAUUAAGAAGUGAAGAGUGAAAGUUUGGAAAGAGAAACUGAUAAGAAUAAUACAUAUAUACAUAUAUAUACAGUGCUGCCCUUAACCAUGGUUGGCGAUUUUUGGGUUUAUUUCUUUCUUUGUGACAUGCAAAUCGGGACCUUACAGGGUUAAAGAAAUUUCAUUAAAUUCAUUUUC
Messenger RNA from Sesamum indicum (sesame), 1200 nucleotides. RefSeq names its product peroxidase 73. Gene Ontology annotation, molecular function: heme binding; peroxidase activity. Gene Ontology annotation, biological process: hydrogen peroxide catabolic process; response to oxidative stress. Lineage: Eukaryota; Viridiplantae; Streptophyta; Magnoliopsida; Lamiales; Pedaliaceae. The record is from RefSeq and is marked provisional.